AUACCAUCUUAUCUUAUCUAAUACUACUAGUAUUAUUUACUAACUGAUCUAUUUAAAAUUUUAAAUCCCAACAUUUAACCUCAUCCAUAAUUAUCCAAUUACUCUCUCUUUCAAUCUGAAAAGAGAUUCUUCCUCAUUACACAUGCAACAACAACUCUCCCUCCAUUCCACUAUAAAUAAAUCUCAUCACCAACACAAAAUCUCAAACGCAAACAUAAAACAAACUCAUUCUGUCACUCACUCAUUCAUUCACCAUGGAGCCUCUUUCUUCCACCAAACAAAAUAAUCAUAAUAAUCUUACUAAACCUUCUUCUCUCCAUGUUGAAACUCCACCACUUGAUGAACCCAGUCCUCUCCGUAAAAUCAUGGUGGUUGCUUCCAUCGCCGCCGGUGUUCAAUUCGGUUGGGCACUUCAACUUUCUCUUUUAACUCCUUACGUUCAGUUACUCGGUAUCUCUCAUACUUGGGCCCCUUACAUUUGGCUUUGCGGCCCAAUUUCCGGUAUGCUUGUCCAACCGAUUGUCGGUUAUCACAGCGACCGUUGCACUUCACGCUUCGGUCGUCGUCGUCCAUUCAUCGCUGCCGGUUCAUUUGCCGUCGCGAUCGCCGUUUUCUUAAUCGGUUACGCCGCCGAUCUCGGACACAUGUUCGGCGAUAAUCUAGAAAAAAAAGUCCGUCCACGUGCAAUCGGAGUCUUCGUCGUCGGAUUCUGGAUCCUCGACGUUGCUAACAAUAUGCUUCAAGGUCCUUGCCGUGCACUUCUCGGCGAUCUCUGCGCCGGUAACCAACGCAAAACGAGAAACGCAAACGCGUUUUUCUCGUUUUUUAUGGCCGUCGGUAAUAUUCUCGGUUACGCCGCCGGUUCAUACAGUAAACUUUAUCACAUGUUUCCGUUCACUAAAACUAAAGCAUGUAAUGUUUACUGUGCAAAUCUAAAAAGCUGUUUCUUCCUCUCAAUCGCUUUGUUAACCUUUUUAGCCACCGCAGCUUUGAUUUACGUGAAAGAAAAAGCAAUCACGACGGAGAAAACGGUUACAGAUGAAGUAGACGGUGGUGGUGGUGGUAAUAGUAUGCCAUGUUUUGGGGAAUUAUCCGGUGCUUUUCGUGAACUAAAGAGACCUAUGUGGAUUUUAUUAUUAGUGACGUGUCUUAAUUGGAUUGCUUGGUUUCCUUUUUUGUUGUUUGAUACUGAUUGGAUGGGGAAAGAAGUUUAUGGAGGAACGGUUGGGGAAGGUAAAGCGUAUGAUAAGGGUGUACGUACGGGUGCAUUAGGACUUAUGUUAAACUCAGUCGUUUUGGGUGUGACUUCAUUGGGAGUUGAUGUGUUGGCGCGUGGAGUUGGGGGCGUGAAGAGGUUAUGGGGAAUAGUUAAUUUUGUGCUUGCGAUUUGUUUGGGUAUGACGGUUUUGGUUACUAAAUUGGCUCAACAUUCACGACACUAUGUUGAUGGUAGUAUUGAUCCUCUUCCACCUUCCGCCGGUGUUCAGGCCGGCGCGUUGGCUCUCUUUUCCGUUCUCGGAAUUCCUCUUGCGAUUACUUACAGCGUACCCUUUGCUCUAGCAUCUAUAUUCUCAGCAACCUCAGGAGCAGGCCAAGGGCUAUCACUAGGAGUUCUCAAUCUUGCAAUUGUCAUACCACAGAUGAUUGUCUCUGUUCUGGGUGGACCAUGGGAUGCUCUAUUUGGAGGAGGUAACCUGCCAGCUUUUGUGGUGGGUGCCAUCGCAGCUCUAGCAAGUGGCAUACUAUCCAUAAUCUUACUGCCAUCUCCACCACCAGAUUUGGCCAAGUCGGUAGGCACUUCCGGAGGAGGCUUUCAUUAAACAGUGGAACAUUUUCUUCAUGUGCAUCUUUUUUGUCCCGGUGUUUAAUAUCAAAGAAGAUAAAAAAAAAAUCCAGAAUGUUUUUCUUUUUAAUUUUAAUUUGAAGCCGUUGUGUAGAAAGCUUUUUAGAUUCCAACAAAAUGCUCUAGAAUUGCCAUUUUUAUGGCAUAAAUGACUAAUAACCAGUCAUUUUGAAUUGUAAAGUUUGAUGAGAGGCUGUAUACAGAUCCUGUUCUAUCUAUAGCAGGAAUCAGCCCUUUCUUUAUUUAUGUGAUCUUUGUUACAUUUUGGAUGCUUAGAGGAUAAUCUAGUGAUGAAGUAAACAUGCCUAUAUUGCAUGUUUAAUCCAUUAAUAAUACUUAUGGGAGAAAGUUCUUUCCUA
Trifolium pratense (red clover) is the source of this 2202-nucleotide messenger RNA. RefSeq names its product sucrose transport protein-like. Gene Ontology annotation, cellular component: plasma membrane; vacuole. Bases 255 to 1820 code for a protein of 521 amino acids. NCBI's taxonomy places the organism in Eukaryota, Viridiplantae, Streptophyta, Magnoliopsida, Fabales, Fabaceae. Gene Ontology annotation, biological process: sucrose transport. The transcript is spliced from 4 exons. The record is from RefSeq and is a predicted model, not a curated record. Gene Ontology annotation, molecular function: sucrose:proton symporter activity.